Messenger RNA from Cynara cardunculus var. scolymus (artichoke), 1023 nucleotides. Its product is annotated as 60S ribosomal protein L10a. The transcript is spliced from 6 exons. Gene Ontology annotation, molecular function: structural constituent of ribosome; RNA binding. The record is from RefSeq and is a predicted model, not a curated record. NCBI's taxonomy places the organism in Eukaryota, Viridiplantae, Streptophyta, Magnoliopsida, Asterales, Asteraceae. Gene Ontology annotation, biological process: translation. The coding region runs from base 124 to 774 and encodes 216 amino acids. Gene Ontology annotation, cellular component: large ribosomal subunit.
CUAAACCUCUGAAACCCUAGCUCGUAUUUUAGGGUUGGAUAGUCGUUCGAUUUACUGUUCUAGUAGCGGCUGCAAUCUAACUGCUCCAGGCGGAGGAGCUGUGCAAAGGGGAAAUCUUUCACCAUGAGUAAGUUAGGAAGUGAGGCUGUCAGAGAAGCCAUUACCCAAAUUACAACUGAGGCCAAGGAGAAAAACCGUAAGUUUACAGAGACCAUUGAGCUUCAGAUUGGGUUGAAGAACUAUGACCCCCAAAAAGACAAACGUUUCAGUGGCACGGUAAAGUUGCCACACAUUCCUCGUCCUAAGUUGAAGGUCUGCAUGCUCGGUGAUGCUCAACAUGUUGAAGAGGCACAGAAGAUAGGAUUGGAAUACAUGGAUGUUGAAGGGUUGAAGAAGCUUAACAAAAACAAGAAGUUGGUCAAGAAGCUUGCUAAGAAGCACCAAGCCUUUCUGGCAUCCGAGUCCGUCAUUAAGCAGAUUCCGCGUCUAUUGGGCCCUGGUCUCAACAAAGCAGGAAAAUUCCCGACACUUGUGACACAUCAGGAGUCCUUGGAGUCAAAAGUUAAUGAAAUAAAGGCAACAGUGAAGUUUCAGCUUAAGAAGGUUCUCUGUAUGGGGGUUGCUGUGGGAAAUUGCAGCAUGGAAGAGAAGCAGAUCUUCCAGAAUGUUCAAAUGAGCGUAAACUUUCUCGUUUCAUUAUUGAAGAAAAACUGGCAAAACGUGAGGUGCUUGUACCUGAAGACUACCAUGGGGAAACCAGUACGUGUCUUUUAGUAAAAGCCGAGAUUGAUGAUUUUAGACGACAGUUGUAGGACGACACAUACAUUCGAUAUCAUCUGAUACGAAUGGUUCGAUAUUUUUGCUUUAAACCGAGUCAUCAUUCUUAUCUUAAAUCUGUAUUUUUGGUAGUCAUUAGAUUUGCAGUGUAAUGGAAGAGAAUCUGAAGAUCUUCCAUGCUUGUAAAAUGUUGAAUUUUUGUGCAAAUUUUCUACCAUAUGAAUGUUUGAUGUUUUGUUGGUACAA